AUGGCGGCCAAAAUGGCGGCAUUUAUGUGUAGAAAUUGUAGCAGACUUUGGGGAUCAUUUGCACCUGUUUCUCUCACCCAGAGAUUCUUGUUUGGGCGAUUACUCGCACAGAGGUAGGUCAAGUUAUAAAUGAUAAAUGCAAAACACUAAAGCUCUGGAAGACAGGACUCACCCUAACCUGUCCUGACCCACACCGCAUUGCUGGGUUACCUCGGUGUAAGAACCUGUGAACUUUUUCUUUGUUUUUUACCUCUUGUUUCCCAAGGUUUUAUUGUGUUGACUUCUUUGUUUUCUUUGCUUUACGUCACCGGUGAGUUUAAAAGGUUCUUACACCAAGGAUAAGCCGCACUGCUCAAGUCAGUACCCCAUUUUAUCACUAAAAUUGUACAGUAAGCUCUCUCCCGUGACAACAUCGUGAUGCAAAUGCGGAGUGGAGAAAGGUUCCAAAUGUAAACCUUUGAAAGGAAAUAACUAGAGAUGCAUGUACAAUGUACGUCCAGUACUCAUAACAGCAAGAUCCCCCCCGGUGUGGGGUGGGGGGGUGACUCUUGGGAAUUCUUGUUGGGGUUGUGCGGCCUAAAUCCUGACCCUAUUUCAGACCAAGAAAUUUUAUUUUCAACACCUGUUUUUAGAAAUCGCCUCUUGAUACCUGUCUCCUUUUUUUGAGUGAGGUUCUCUGUCCAAGGGGUGUUAGGAUUUUUAGGGGGACCCGGAAGUGAAGGGGGACCCGAAAGGAAAAAUCGCCAAUAGAAGAAUGCACAUAUUAAGGAUACAAUGACUUGUUUUAUUCUGAAUUUUGCUCUCUACAAACAAGGUUUCUAUAUGUACAUGUAUUAGGUGCCAGCAGAUUGUGCCACAGUGUUAUUGCAUUCCAUCACUUUCAGAACUUUCUUUGCUACGGUACUAAAUAUUAUCUUUUAGGCAUCAUUCUGGUUAAGUUUUUGGGGGUGAUAUUUUUCAAAGUCGAAAAGGUUCUGUGAUUUCAAUCUACAUUUCACUGACCAGUCUUUUUGAUAAUAUUCUUUAGGUAUCUAUGCAGCACUGCAGCAGAGUUUAAAGAGACACCAGAAUCCACUGAGGCAACGGAAUAUAAUGAAACAACAUGCAAGGCAAAAGAAAAUGCUCAUCCUACGUUACCACAUAUGCUUCAAAGAAAAGGUAUGGGAACUCCGGUCAUUGAAGAAAAUAAAGAAGGUAAGGAUGUGACAAAAUAUUGUUCAUGCAUGAGAGAUUUUCUUUAAAAUUCCCUUAAAGGAGCUGUGUCAUGAAAUUCAGCCAAAUUAGGUAAUUACAAAAUCCCCGUUAAAUUAAGAAAAACGGAAAAAUAACUGCUUAAAACGUUAAAGGAAAGUUAAAAUAACACAACAGAUACAGCAGAUGCCAUGGAUGGGCAAAACUGAAGAAGACUGAAAGGGAUUGAAAUUAGGGCUUUUGAAAACUGUUCAGCCUAACAGUUUUUCAAAGUUGAUCUCUGCUGUUUGCAACUUCAAAAAUAAUGCUCAGGAGACAUAUUUGUUUGUCUCGAAUCUCUGAUUUUGUCAUUUCCAUGUAAUUUCUUUGCUUACUUUAAGUUCCAUAGCAAUUGAGGGCGAGUAAUUGGCAAAAUUAAACAAAAUGAACUGGACUGCCGUGACACAGCGCCUUUUAAGACAGUUGUUCCAUGUACAGUUGAAUCUCUUGUAUGCUAGCACCUGAAAUCUCAAGAUCACGUGGUCACCUUUGGGAGAUGGUAACUUACAGAAUUAGCGAAAGGAAAAAGCCAUCAUUUCACGACAAUACCACCACCAGUUUCCCCAUGAGAUGAAGUCUGAGGAAUGAGUGCAGAAAUUCCAUACUGAUGACCCCACUACCUAGAUGGAACUAGUGCUUCUGAUUGGUUGAAGCAAACUUGCUACAUUGUGCGUCCAAUCAGGAGCACUAUCCAGAUGUGGGUAGUGAUACAUUACUAGUAUGAAUUUCUGCACUCAUUCCUCAGACGUCAUUUCAUGGGGAAAUACUACUGAGAUCUUUAAAGAAAAUCAUGAGUGACCAUGUGUUUUUGAUUGAUAGUAAUGAUUAUCAAAUUAUUAGAAAUAGGAACUAGAGAUAAUACUUACAGUGCAACCAGAAAAACUGUGAACACUUGAAAUAUUUCAGGAAUGUUUAUUGUGUUAUGACCAAUCACAGCAAAGACAAGAACAUGCAAAGUAGCCACAAAACCACAAACUAAUUACAUUCUAGCUUGCAGUCUAAUUUUCUUGCAACACAAUAACAUGCCAGAAAUAUUUCUGGUGUUCAUGGUUUUCCCUGUUUGGCUGUAAAAGAGUUGAAAUGAAUGAGUUGAAGUUGAAACUAAGUUUCUACAACUUUAUUUUUAUGGUGUGGAAAAGGUUUGCAUAGUAACAGGAGAGACAUUACCAUGUGUGGGUUCAAUUCCCCUUUAUUGGUAAGGCCAUAAGACAAUUCAAGGCCUGAAAUUUUUAAGACUUGAGACAAUUUUAAAGCCUUGAAAGAUCUUUAGUUCAGUGCUAUGAUUUGCCACACCCAUAAGUCGAAUGUAACAAGACAGAUGAUCAUAACAAAAUGAUAAUAGAUCUCUCAUUUCGAUGGCAAAAAUUUUCCUCAUUGCUGUGCCUUAUUGCCUCCAGUCCACCCUGAAGUUGCAGAAAUCCUUCGGAAGUCUAAAGUGCAGAAGGUUGGAGAUAAAUGGCAUAAGCCCAAGAUCAGUGCUAGAAGAUUGGCAGAUUUGAGGAAACAAUAUAUAGCUAAAGGUUAUUACUGGCCUGAGAAACCCAUGGUGGAUAGGGGUCUAGACAGAAUGCCGAAAGGACAUAAGUACGAGAGACGGAAGGAGGAAAGGUGUGUGAGAAUUUUGUCAUUUUACGUUUAAAGCCUUUAUUCCUGUCACUCCCAGAGCUUAUAAUCAAAACCUAUAGUGUAGUUGUUACUUUUGAAUCUGUACAAAACUAAGAGAUGUGACCAUUCAAAUGAAACCUCUUCAGCAGUACCUUUUAGUUUCUAGCAUGGUGCCACUUGAGUGUUUUAUGCACUUUCAUUGUUUUGGCUUUAGAGUCUGAAGGUGAAAUCCUAUGGAACACGUAUAACCAUUCAAAUGAAACUUCUUCUGCAGUUACUACUUUCAUGCAAUACUAUUUAUCUGUAAAGUAAACAGUGAGACUUGUGGCCGUCUUCGGCGUGACAAAUUCAGCAAGGUUAUCCCCAACACAGUUUUACCUGGGUGGAUUGACCCCAGUUUUCAUUCCCGAAUCAAAAAAACAGUUAAACUCGGCUGAACAUCAAAAGUAAAUUAGCUUCUUAACCGUUCAUGUUGUUCUUGAGCAGCAUAAUUAAAAAUAUAAAACUGUUCUAGUGAGGCCUUAAACUGCUGUUUAAAAAGUAAAAUCUUUUUAAACAGCAGUUUAAGGCCUCACUAGAACAGUUUUAUAUUUUUAGCUUCUUGCUGUUUGCCAUAAUUAUUGCACAAAUAACUGCCAUGUUGAAUUCUAAAAAAAAAGUGUUGAUUAGUUUGGGCAAGUCAAAGGAGUGGUGAUCCUUCUAAGUGAUAAAAUAAAAAAUGUAGCCACUCAUUAUCAACCUAAACAAGCAGCUUUGACCCACUCAAGAAUUAUGCCUUCAGGAUAAAGCUGCUUGGAAACUCUACCCCGAAUUCACAGAGGCUUGCAGUGCCCCACACACCAAGCCUGUUUUUAGGUCCCCCAAGUGUGAUCUUUGAUGCUCCCCAAAGAGAAGAUGAGGGGAUUGUGGGGGGGGGGGGGGGGGGGGGGGUGAUUUUCCCAAAAACCGUGUUGUUCUAAGGGGGAAGCAGAGGAGGUCCCCACUUUGCAGGUGUGGGGCGGGAAAAAACGAGGGGGGAGAGAAAGAAGGAGAGUGCUGGGGGGGGGGGGGGACAUCACCANUACCAAAUGCAGAGGCUCUGAUAUUGACCUUUGUACUGACAACAUUUCAGGUUGGUUAAGAUUGAGGAGAACAUGAAGAACAUGCCGAAAAUUAUUGAGGAUUAUCGUAAAAGGAUGCAUGAGCUCAGGGCAAAACGAAAAGAAGAAAAAGAGCAAGCAAAACUCAAAGCACUUGAGGCACAAAGACUUGGACUUAACUUGCGUGAUCCACGAGCUUUGCAGAUAUUAGGUGGACAGGAGAAGAAAUCUAAUAAGAAAAAGUUCCAAAAAAAGACGUGA
This is a messenger RNA of Porites evermanni, 4175 nucleotides long. The record is from the annotation of a GenBank genome assembly. Lineage: Eukaryota; Metazoa; Cnidaria; Anthozoa; Scleractinia; Poritidae.